Molecule: messenger RNA, 816 nt
Organism: Rhinocladiella mackenziei CBS 650.93
Lineage: Eukaryota; Fungi; Ascomycota; Eurotiomycetes; Chaetothyriales; Herpotrichiellaceae
Exons: 1
Coding region: 1-816 (271 amino acids)
Source: RefSeq, a predicted model, not a curated record
AUGCACGCCAACUUUAUCAAGUCUCUGCACAGGGCGUAUCACAGAAUGGGAGAUGCAUACGUUUCGGAAUCUGAGUUCAAGGUAUUUGCUUGGCAGAAUCUAUUCAUCGGGCAGCACGUGGUCUUAAUGGAUGAUACUGAAAGACAGCUUUGCGUUGUACGACUGGUGGAAAUAUCGCUCAAGCCUUGUGAAAGUUACAACGGACCUAUGUGGUUUGAACCUCCACUCCUCUCCUUGAAUCAGCCUCCUCUCUCGAAUCAGCCGCCUCCCAAACCCUUUGGCUUCGACAUUUCCUCCGACAGUCAAUUCUGGCUUCCCAACAAGAUUAUAAAUGCCAAUUAUCGAAGGUAUACCAAGUCAGCCGUGCAUUGCAAGACCUGGGGUACAUUUUGUCCCUAUUUAUCGAUCGAGUUCAAAGCCACAACCGAUGACUGGCGCGUCGUGAGGAACCAAAUGGCUGCCGCUGGCCUGAUUUCCUUGUUCAACCGAUACCAGUUGAAGCUCGAGGCCGCUCUUCAGCCUACUCCGGAGCAAUUGAGAUUGGUUCGUCAUUACGGAUUGACGAUGGAGAGAGAACUUUGGGCAAUAUGGGUCUUUGAACCAAAAACAGCUGAUGGGGCAUGGGCUGGCUGCACAAUACGAAUGCCUGAAGCUGGGUCUUGUCUAGACGAAGGAGACAUUGUGGGAUUACUUCAACGGAUCAACGAAAUUCAUCGAUGGGGUCUUUCUGAGUACGCUCUCGGAUGUGAGGAGGAUAUCAAACAGAUUCUGAGCAGCGGUACCAACAACCUCAGAAUCUCUACGAUAGGGUCCUGA